Onychostoma macrolepis is the source of this 6335-nucleotide messenger RNA. RefSeq names its product myocyte enhancer factor 2aa (gene mef2aa). The transcript has 11 exons. Bases 827 to 2389 code for a protein of 520 amino acids. Gene Ontology annotation, molecular function: histone deacetylase binding; protein dimerization activity; DNA-binding transcription factor activity, RNA polymerase II-specific. The record is from RefSeq and is a predicted model, not a curated record. NCBI's taxonomy places the organism in Eukaryota, Metazoa, Chordata, Actinopteri, Cypriniformes, Cyprinidae. Gene Ontology annotation, biological process: cell differentiation; positive regulation of transcription by RNA polymerase II; heart development.
UACGGCUUCAUCCUUCUUUGGUGUGUUAUCGAAUGGUGAUUCAUAGUUAUGUAAGCUGGGAAGGUUUGAGCUUCUUAUCAGUGGAGGCCAAAAAAAGGGAAGCCUGGUGUUGCUUGUUUAAAAAAAAAAACGCAUAGAAUGGAAAGAAUAGAAAGUGAGCGAGAGCUCAGAAGAGCGUGCUGGAGUCGCCUGCGAAAUGGCCCUGGUUGUAAACAUAAUAAACAUGGUGGGAGAAUACACAGGAGAUGGACUUGUGUAGUUGUUUAGUCUCCUACAGACAGGAAGAUAACAAGGGGAAGGAUCAGAGCAGAUGCUUGUCCCAAUGGCUCCUUUUUCUCCCUUUCUUCUCUCUCUCUCUGCCUCUCGCUUUCUCUUUCCCACCCUGUCUAGCUCUUUCUCUAAUGUCUCUGGCUGGCUGCUAUUGGUCAUCUGAAGGGGUUUGAAAAACAGGAAGUUGAGGAGCAGGAUGUAGGGAGAGCGCUCUACCCACGGCUUGUUCUGGGACGUUGAGCUUUCAGGGCGGCUGUGCAUAGGAAACGACGCUGUCAUGAUGGUGCCCGAGAUUCUGGACACUGCCUGAAAAGUAAAAAGAAAAGUAGUGACCCUCUCUUCUUUUUCAAGUGCUGUCACUAAGUUUCACUUUACACCAUUGAAGUAAGAUCGUGGUGUGGACACCUGAAGAAAAAUACGCAGAAAGAAAGAGAGUGAGAGAGAAAGACUCGAGAAGAAAGAGUGGAGUACAAUGUGCUAGGGGAGUGAAGGCAGACAAACUCUCGUGUUUUUCUGAUAUUCUCGGGGUGUCAGAGAGACCAAGCAGGACUCCAAGAUGGGACGGAAGAAGAUACAGAUCACGCGGAUCAUGGACGAGAGGAACCGGCAGGUUACCUUCACAAAACGGAAGUUUGGUUUGAUGAAGAAAGCUUACGAGCUCAGCGUAUUGUGUGAUUGUGAGAUUGCCCUGAUCAUAUUCAACAGCUCGAACAAACUCUUUCAGUAUGCCAGCACUGACAUGGACAAAGUCCUACUUAAGUACACAGAAUACAACGAACCCCACGAGAGCAGAACCAACUCUGACAUUGUAGAGAAAUUAAGAAACAAAGGCCAUAAUGACUGUGCCAGUCCCGAUCCAGAUGACUGUUUCGGUCACAGUCCCCUCAUGGACGACCGUUUCGGCAAACUAAACGAAGAGAGUGAUUUAAUGUACAAGCGCUGUGGUGCGCUUAACAAGAAAGAACACAGAGGCUGUGAUAGCCCGGAUCCUGACGCCUCAUAUGUCCUCACCCCUCACACAGAAGAAAAAUAUAAAAAAAUUAAUGAAGAGUUUGAUAAUAUGAUGCGAAAUCAUAAAAUCCCGACGGCCUUGCCCCCGCAGAACUUCUCCAUGCAUGUGGCUGUGCCAGUGACGAACCCCAACACCAUGUCCUACAACCCCGGGGCCUCUCUGAGCAGCCAGAGCCUGUCGGCCGCCGCUGCCUCUCUGAGUGACGGUGCCAUGCUGUCUCCUCCUCAGGGUUCCCUGCACAGAAACAUAGUGUCUGCCGGGCCCCCACAGAGGCCCCCCAGCACAGGCAAUGCAGCAGGAAACGGCUUCGUUAACCCGAGGGGCUCGCCGGGGCUUCUGGGUACACCCAGCGGGAACGGGCUUGGUAAAGUCAUGCCUGCGAAGUCACCGCCGCCACCGGGGGGCAACAUGGGCAUCGGUAGCCGCAAGCCAGACUUGAGAGUCGUCAUCCCCCCAUCCAGCAAAAGCAUGAUGCCACCCCUGCAGUCGGAGGAGGAAGAGAUGGAGCUGGUGAACACCCAGAGGAUAAGCAGUUCCCAGUCGACCCAGCCUCUGGCCACACCGGUGGUCUCCGUCACCACCCCGAGUCUGCCACCACAAGGCCUGGUCUACUCAGGCAUGCCCACUGCCUACAACUCUGAAUACUCCCUGAGCAGUGCUGAGCUCUCCUCUCUGCAAGGCUUUGGCUCUCCAGGGCUCUCUAUAGGCUCAAUGUCGGCAUGGCAACAGCAUCAACUGGGCCAGGCAGCUCUCAGCUCGCUGGUAGGUGGCGGUCACUUACCUCAGGGCUCAAAUCUUUCCAUCAACACCAGCCAUAAUAUCAACAUUAAAUCCGAGCCCAUCUCUCCUCCACGCGAGCGCAUCACCCCGUCCGGCUUCCCACCCCAGCAGCAGCAGCAGCAGCCUCCCUCCGGCCGUCCCGACAUGGGCCGCUCGCCUGUCGACAGCCUCAGCUCCUCCUGCUCCUCCUACGAUGGAAGCGACCGAGAGGAUCACCGGCCCGAUUUCCACUCCCCACUCGGCCUGGGUCGACCCCCAGCCGCCGGGGCCGAAGAGAGGGAGAGCCCCACGGUCAAGCGCAUGCGCAUGGACACCUGGGUGACAUAAAGCUGUCCCGAGCCUGACAGCCAGUCAGUCACACGCAGGGCUGGGCAGGGGGAAAGGGAGAGAGGAGUGACAGCAGGGAGGGUCAUUAUUGUUAUUAUUCUAUUGUUAUAAUUUAAAUGUCAUUUCACUUUUUUUUGUAAGUAGGUAGACGGGGAAAGAAAUCGAAAAUGUCCUGACAUAUCGAAAUUAAGCAGAUGAGUGGAGAGAGUGAGAGAGAGAGAGAGAAUCUCAAGUCAAGCAGUCAGAAUGAACGGUGUACUCAAACAAACAGGUGUUAUCAGGUACUUGAUGCAAAUUGCAUUGCGCGAAAGUCCACUGUAUGAAGAAAACAUUUUCGAUUAUUGUCACUGGUGCAGUUUGACACUCGUAGCUGUUUUCGCUGUUGAUUUUGCAAACAAUCAAAGAAAGUUUAGGGGCAGCUUUCUGUCCGAAGGCUUCUGCCUGCUGGGCUCAUGUAUUAAACAAUCUGUAUCUGCACUCGCCCUUAUAUGAAGUAUGUCACUUAUUAAUUUAUUUAAAGGUAUUUGAUGAUAGAUUUGGAUCAGUUUUACGGGGGAAGGCUUGUAUCUAAAAUUAAAUCACAUUUCACCUCAGUUAAGACAUUAAGUGAAAGAAAUGAAAAUGUCUCUAAAUUAAUAUCAAUAUCAAUUUCCAAUCCUUUUUAACAGCGUGUUUAGCAAAUGGGAAAAGAACAGGUAGCCCAGUCGAUUUAGAGAUGAUAGCAAGUCAUUGUACAUUCAUGCAGCUCCAACAACUCAAUGGUAACGCAAGCCAAAGCCUCUAUGUAAUUUUGUCGUACUGUAGGUUGGGAAUUUUCAGCAUUUCUCUCUUGAUGUUUGUUUCAUAUUAGUUAUGUCAUAGUGUGCGUUGUUACAAACAUUGGAAAACGAUUAACAUGCAAAGCAGAUCUUGAAACGAUAUCUAAAGCCAUGAACACUUGCUGUUCUGUUUGUAAAUUAAAGAUUUGAGCCAAACUUUUUUUUUUUCUUUUGUUAUGUACAUAGCAACUUUAAUAUAUAUCACUUUUGGUGUAAGUACGUAUGUAUUGUACCUUCACCAGAUUCAAGAAAAAAGUAUAUUUUUGUGGAUUACUGCCAAGUUUACAAGGCGAGAUCCUUAUUAAGUAGAGUAUUCACUGGUUAAUAUUUACUAUUUUGUUAACUAUACUGUACUUUCUUCAAAUCUGACUAUUAUUGGUAAUAUUCAAAGUGUUUUUUUUCUUCAAGAAGGUCGUUUUUGGGUCGUUUACCCUUUAAUGGUGGUGAAUGUCUGUCCAUAAAAAAUUGUAACAAGAGAGCUGUAUGAUUGAAGCUCAGCUGUCUUUAUUUUGUUUUGUAACGAUACUCGUCAUGCUAAGAAACGAAAAAAAUAUGGUUGCAUUUCUUACAACUGUUUUGUGAGGGAUUAGCCUGCAGCUGCUGAAUACACUGCCUACUUUAACCCAUCACGGCUUAGAUGCACUAUUCAUUGAGAUCUAGUACAAGACCCCAAGUUUGUAUAAAAAGCUCAUGCUACUAAAUUCAUUUCAACCAAAUCCCUCAUAUAUUGUAAAUACCAUUACUUUAGGUAACCCUAAUACACACAUGCAUACUAUGUACAGAACACCUUUCCAGUUAUUUUGUGAAUUGGCUCAUCUACAGAUUUCCUAAUGUAAAGGAGACACCUUAUGGAGGCAUCAGUCGCUACGUUCUGUAUUGCUGGACAAGAGGGGGCGCUGUAGCUCUCUCCGCCGUCGCGUUUUGCUCUCUGUGUGCAUAUCUCUUCACGUGUGGCUGUUUGUUUGUGCGGCACAAACGUCUGGUAGCAGUGGCCUCCGGCUUGCAUCACACCUCACUGCCCCUCAGGUGGCAAAGCGUCAGGGGAUUCAGCAGCUAAAGAUGGAAAUACUAGACAAUGCAAACUGACUUGGACAUGAUCUCUCUAAUGGAUUGCACAAAAAAUUUGUAUGUUCAAGUUUGCCAUCGGACGCUUUCCUCUUUAGAUUUGUUAUGUAUUCGGUCAGUGUGCGCAUACCUCCCUGCCCUCUUGAGCACCGCAGCAACUGGCAAUAAGCUGAUAUUAAUCUAUGCAGUCCCCAACCCACACAUAGCCAAGAACACAAAGCAUUCACAUUAAAAGUGGAAUUUUUAAUGGGAUUGUUUACCCAAACACGAGAAUUCUGUCAUUUACUCGCCCUCAAGUUGUUCCAAACCUCUAUGAAUUUCUUUCUUCUGCUGAACACAAGAGACAUUUUGAAUAAUGUGUGUGACCAAACAGUUGAUGGUCACCAUACUAUUUAUUUUCCAUACUAUGGAAGUCAAUAGGGACCGUCAGCUGUUUGGUUACCCACAUUCUUCAAAAUAUUUGAAGUUUAACAGAAGGAAGAAUUUUAUACGGGUUUGGAAUAACUUUAGGGUGAGUAAAUGAUGGCAGAUUUUUCAUUUUGGGGUGAACUAUCCCUUUAAUAAUAAUAAUAAAAUAAAUUGAGAGAAAAAAAAUUUAAUCAUGCAUAUUAUACUAUCACAUAUCCAUUAUUUACACAAUGUUGCCUAGUUCAUGAAUACAGUGCUCUUUAUAGAGCAGGUGAGAAAACGACUGUUAACCCUUUGUCCUUAAGUGCUUGCAUAUUAAAGAGAUAGUUCACCCUAAAAUGAAAAUUCUGUCAUUAUUUACCCAGUAGUUCCAAAGUUGAAUGACUUUAAUUUUUUUUAAAUUUACAAUUAUAGCUGAUGUCCAUAGCAUUGCUAUUCACUGAAUGAAACAUUCAUCACAACUGGCUUUGAACGAGAUGACUGAAUUCCUUUUUUUUUUAGGUGAACUAUCCUUCUAUGGUUACGUACAAAGGCACACUGACUAAAUAUGAAAUCCACAAGAGCCAUGCAAACACUGCUUUAGGUAUAGCUUUAGAUUUAACCUCAGAUGUACAAGCUUUGUUGUCUCAGCUGAAUUGAAACACCCAUUAGGAAGUUUUACGAUGUCUGUCAAAAUCAUUUAAAGUUGAUCACAAUCAAAGCUUUUCAGGGUAGACAAGCAAUAAUGCCAGCCCAGUGUUAUGAAAGCACUGCGGCCUAAAAACAUGCAGGAUUUCCAAACUGCAAUGAAUGCACACACAAACACUCAACAUUAGUGCUUGAUUAGGAAUCAGGGAGUUUCUCUGCUACAUGCACAAUUAGAGCCUUAUUCCAAAGAGUUGCUGGUGUUCUGAAUCAAAUAUGAUAUCACUCAUCGCAUUUUGACUUCAUCAAAACAAAAUCACCCUCACGUCAGGGGUUCCUAUAAAUGCACGUGAGAAAUACAUAAGAGAUCUGAAGAGAGGAGGCUGUUCCUUUGGUGCGGAGUGCUGUGUCACAAACUGUUGAAUGUGAAAGGAAGGGAUAAAGAGGAAACAACAAUUGUUUGUUGCGUACUUUCUUCACUUUGCUGUGCAAGAGUACACUGCUUUGCUUUAUGGCUUUUUUAAAUCAGAAUUAUGUAUUUGGUAAUUGUUUGUAGUUACUAGUUCACUUCAAGAAGCUGUUUGCGGUUUGGACGCUCAAACCGUUUGGCGGCACAAGCUGGACUUUGUUGCCAUAACUGAAACAAGAUGUUUCAAAAAGAAAAGAAAAAAAAAGACAACAACAAAAAAAAAAGAAAAAAGAAAAAAAGAGUAAAACAUGAGAGAGAACUUUAAGUUAAUCUGCAUUAUAUUUCCCUUGAAUGUGUUGUUUUAUCUUCAUUAUACAAUAAAUAUUCUAGUGAACUUUUUAUUGAAUGACUAAGAUAUUAUGCUAGAGAUUGUUGUACAAAUUUGUAUUCUGCAUUCACUAAAGUAAAGAUAUUGGCUUUUAUUGUGUAACAUAGGUUCUCUCGCUUAUUCUGUGCAAACUGAAGUGAACAGUUCUCUGAAUUUGAGUAGACUUUGUCCACAUGUGAAGUCCCAAACAUUAGAAUCUGUCCGCUUUAUUAAAAACCUCAUUGUACCCUCAAA